Molecule: messenger RNA, 1964 nt
Organism: Beta vulgaris subsp. vulgaris (sugar beet)
Lineage: Eukaryota; Viridiplantae; Streptophyta; Magnoliopsida; Caryophyllales; Amaranthaceae
Product: histone deacetylase 6
Exons: 6
Coding region: 165-1517 (450 amino acids)
Molecular function (GO): histone deacetylase activity
Source: RefSeq, a predicted model, not a curated record
ACACUUUGCCUCUCCAUUUGCACACAACAAUUCCCCCCCUUUCCACUUCCUAGUUCUUCCCCCUCAUUUUUGCAAGAAAAUCCUCCUCACACUCCCACAAAUCACUCCUACAACUGAAGAAAACAAAAAAAAGACUGCAUCAUCAUUAACAAGUAACAACAACAAUGGAAGAUCCCGCCAUUCUAGGAGGCGCAUCACUCCCUUCACCCGCAUCAACCGACGCCAAGAAACGCCGCGUAACCUACUUCUACGAACCUUCAAUCGGCGACUAUUACUACGGUCAAGGCCACCCCAUGAAACCUCACCGCAUUCGUAUGGCCCACAAUCUCAUCGUCCACUACUCUCUUCAUCGUCGCAUGGAAAUCAACCGCCCUUUUCCCGCUGCAUCUUCUGAUAUUCGUCGCUUUCAUUCCGACGACUACGUUGAUUUUCUCUCCACCGUCUCACCUGAACUUUGUGCCGCAAAUUCUAUCUCUUCUUCCGUUUCUUCGCUCGAUCACUCGCACUCUAGGCAUCUUAAGAGGUUUAAUGUUGGCGAUGAUUGUCCUGUUUUUCCUGGGCUUUUCUCGUUUUGUCAAGCGUCUGCUGGUGGUUCGAUUGGUGCGGCGGUUAAGUUGAAUCGUAAGGAUGCGGAUAUUGCUAUUAAUUGGGCUGGUGGUUUGCAUCAUGCUAAGAAGUCUGAAGCUUCUGGGUUUUGUUAUGUUAAUGAUAUUGUGCUUGGGAUUCUUGAGCUUCUUAAAUAUCAUAGGCGGGUGCUGUACAUCGAUAUUGAUGUGCAUCAUGGAGAUGGUGUUGAAGAGGCCUUUUACACCACUGAUAGAGUUAUGACAGUUUCUUUUCACAAGUUCGGUGACUUCUUUCCUGGAACUGGACACAUCAAAGACAUUGGAGCUAAUUCUGGGAAGCAUUACUCUUUAAAUGUUCCACUCAAUGAUGGAAUAGAUGAUGACAGUUUCAGAGGUCUUUUCAGGCCCAUCAUUCAAAAAGUCAUGGAUAUAUACCAGCCAGAUGCAGUUGUCCUGCAAUGCGGGGCGGAUUCACUCUCUGGUGACAGGCUUGGUUGUUUCAACUUGUCUGUAAAAGGUCAUGCUGAUUGCUUGCGAUUUCUUAGAUCUUUUAACGUCCCUCUAAUGGUGCUGGGUGGAGGAGGAUACACUAUACGAAAUGUAGCUCGUUGCUGGUGCUAUGAGACAGCAGUCGCAGUUGGUAUAGAACCUGAUAAUAAGCUUCCUUACAAUGAGUAUUAUGAGUAUUUUGGCCCAGAUUACACCCUUCAUGUGGAGCCUAGCAACAUGGAAAACCAGAACUCGCCCAAAGAUUUGGAGAAAAUCCGGAAUAUUCUUCUAGAGCAACUAUCUAGAAUAACUCAUGUUCCAAGUGUUCCAUUUCAGACAACUCCUCCUAACGCAAAGGAGCCAGAAGAGGAAGAAGAAGAAGAUAAGGAUCAAAGAAUGAAACCUCGCAUUUGGAAUGGUGAGGAUUAUGAUUCUGAUCCCGAGGACCAUGUGAUGCCUUAACACCGGACUUUAAAAUCUGAGGACGGUUUGUAGAAAAUGAUGGCAAGAGAUAACAUCUGAGAUGUGGAGUGUGAGAGCAACGCCUAUGCAGGAUUGGAACAUAUAGUUGCAUCAUGGCUCGAACAGAAACAUACAUUGGACCAUCCUUAAAGAUGGAGAUUACUUUAUUUUUUCGGAGUUUACUUGACAAAAGAGAUGGUAUUAAUGUCAAUUAAUUAGGUGUAAUUAAUCUCUGUGCAUCCUCUUAUACGGGGAACGUAAAGAAAAGGAUCAAAGGAGCUAGCACUUAGCAUGGGCACUACCUUAUUUGAACAUUGGCAAAACUGCCUCUAUUUUGGGUGACAGAUUAGUCGAUUCGUGUAACUCUUCAAAUAGGUGAUUCUUGUUAAUAUAUGUAAACAUUAAGCUAGAAGUUCAGUAUAAAGCUGUCAUGUUAGUUUCUUCUCC